AUGUCAACCACAUCAUCACCACCACCACUACUAUCAAGAACGAAAACAGGCAAAACAACAACUAUAACGACAUCGACAUCGAUACUGCCACUACCAACAACAACCAAAACAAAAACUAUAUCACUAUCAAAAACAACUAAAAGAAAAGCGACACAACCACUAAAAACAAGUACAACAACGACCAAAAUCACACCACCACCAAAAACAACAACUACGACAACCACACCAUUACCAACAACAACUACAACAACGACCACAGCACUACCAACAACAACUACAACAAAAACCACACUACUACCAACAACAACUACAACAGCAACCACACCUCUACCAACAACGACCGCAUCAAAACCCAUAUCAUCAACAAAAACCACACCAACACCAAAAACAACUACAACAACAACUACACCACUACCAAAAUCAACCAAAACAAAAACCACACCACCAGCAACUACAACAAUAACCACACCACUACUAACAACGACCACAACAAAAACCAUAUCACCAACAACAACUACACCACUACCGCUAACAAAAAUAACUAAAACAAUCAUAACAACAGCAACAAAAGCUACAGUCAACAUAACAAUCAUAACAACAACAAUACCAAUCGAACAGACUACGACAACAUCAACAACAACUAUAAUCUCAACAACAACACCACCAACAUCAAUAACAACGUCAACAACAACAUCAACAACAUCAACGUCAGCAACAACGACAAUCAAAGAAUUAAAAUUCAAGAAAUGGAAACAAGAUGCCAUUACUGUAGCUGGUGGAAAUGAAAAAGGACAAGAAUUAAAUCAACUCGAUGACCCUGAAGGAAUCUUUAUUGAUAAAAACAAAAAUAUUUUCAUUGCUGAUUCUGGAAAUCAUCGUAUUGUUGAAUGGAAAUAUAAUGCAACGAAAGGACAAAUCAUGGCAGGUGGAAAUAAACAAGGAAAUCGAAUGGAUCAAUUGAAUAAUCCAACAGAUGUGAUUGUUGAUCAACAAAGUCAUUCGAUCAUCAUUGCUGAUCAUGGUAACAGAAGAGUGAUUCAAUGGUUAAAUCAAACUCAACAAAUUCUCAUUAACAAUAUUGGCUGCUAUGGCUUGGCAAUAGAUAAACAUGGAUUUCUUUAUGUUUCUGAUUACAUGGAGAAUGAAGUGAGACGGUGGAAAAUGGGUGAAUACAACGAAGGAAUUAUAGUAGCAGGCGGAAACAGAGAUGGAGAUCAACUUAACCAAUUCAAUUCUCCUACUUUCAUCUUUGUUGAUGAAGAUCAAUCUGUUUAUGUAGUAGAUUGGAUGAAUCAUCGUGUAAUGAAAUGGAGAAAAGAUGCUAAAGAAGGAACAAUUGUGGCUGGAGGAAAUGAUCAAGGAGAAAAUCUCAAUCAAUUGCAGUUACCUCAAGGAGUAGUUGUUGAUGAUUUGGGUCAAAUCUAUGUGGCAGAUAGCGGGAAUAAUCGAAUCAUGGGUUGGUGUGAAGGAAAAGAAGAAGGCGAAAUUGUUGUUGGUGAAAACGGUGGAGGGAGUCAAUCAAAUCAAUUGUACGGUCCCAGUGGUUUAUCUUUUGAUGAUGAAGGAAAUCUUUAUGUUGCCGAUUAUUAUAAUCAUCGAAUUCAAAAAUUAGAAAUAAUUUUGUGA
This is a messenger RNA of Adineta steineri, 1626 nucleotides long. NCBI's taxonomy places the organism in Eukaryota, Metazoa, Rotifera, Eurotatoria, Adinetida, Adinetidae. The record is from the annotation of a GenBank genome assembly.